CGAAUGCGUCUGUGUUAGCGAUGCCAGAAUCGUAAAGCACGUUUGUACAUACAAUGUACUUUUGUAUCAUCAGGCCGUACUGAUUCCUCACCGUCGGGAGAGUCGGGAGCGAUCAUCCGAAAGUUAUAAUUUUCCGUUUGAGGAUGGCCGCGAUGCUGUCCAACUGUUCGCGGUUUGUGCCUCGUGUAAUAACAAGAAUUAGUAUAUCACAAACGAAGGUUGUGAAAUCUUUUAGUCAAGGGCACAUUCUAUUUAUCUACACGCAACAUGUGGUCAGCAAGAACUCUCGAUUAUGUACAAAAUAUAAGAAAUUUCACCAUUGGACAGAUCAGGCUAGACAUAUUCAUUCAACAUCUUCACUAUGGGAAAUAAAGGAGGUUGUAGUACCACCAUUUGCGGAAAGUGUCAGUGAAGGGGAUGUCAGAUGGGAUAAGAAAGCGGGUGACCAAGUGAAGGAAGAUGACGUCUUAUGUGAAAUUGAAACAGACAAGACUUCAGUUCCUGUGCCAUCGCCAGGUGCCGGCGUUGUAAAAGAACUUUUUGUCAAAGACGGUGAUACGGUAAAGCCGGGACAAAAGUUAUGUACUAUAGACAUCGGUGCUGCCGGCGGGGCACCGCCGGCCAAACCUGCUGAGAAGGCUCCAAGUCCACCUAGUGCAGCGGCACCUGCACCCUCACCGCCGCCACCACCGCCACCUCCUCCUCCUCCUCCCUCAGCUGUACCACCGCCACCGCCACCGCCGCCGCCACCACCUGCUGCAGCUGUACCACCUCCAGCUGCUCGACCUCCACCUCCUCAAGCACCCGCAGCAUCUAUGCCGGUCGCUGCUAUCAAACACGCCCAGUCGCUCGAAAGCGCAAAAGUCCAACUGCCACCCGAAGAUUACUCGCGCGAGAUAAUCGGGACGAGAACGGAGCAGCGAGUGAAAAUGAACAGAAUGCGAAUACGUAUCGCUGAACGAUUGAAGGACGCUCAAAAUACGAAUGCGAUGUUGACCACGUUCAAUGAGAUCGAUAUGAGCCGUAUUAUGGAGUUCCGUAAAAUGCACCAAGAAAGUUUCACAAAGAAGUACGGCAUCAAACUUGGAUUUAUGAGCCCGUUCAUUGCAGCGAGUAGUUACGCUUUGAAGGAUCAACCGGUAGUAAAUGCUGUAAUAGACGGCAAUGACAUAGUUUACAGGGACUAUGUCGAUAUUAGCGUGGCGGUAGCAACACCGAAGGGACUUGUCGUUCCUGUCAUCCGCAGUGUAGAAAACAAAAAUUUCGCGGAUAUCGAAAUCGCUCUGGCAGCGAUCGGCGAUAAAGCAAGGAAAGGGAAAAUAUCUGUUGAAGAUAUGGACGGUGGCACGUUCACGAUAAGUAACGGUGGCGUUUUUGGUUCAUUGUUGGGAACACCAAUCAUUAAUCCACCACAAAGUGCAAUUCUUGGAAUGCACGGCGUAUUCGACAGGCCCAUUGCAGUGCAGGGCGAGGUAAAAAUUCGUCCAAUGAUGUACGUGGCUUUAACAUACGAUCACCGACUGAUCGACGGACGCGAAGCUGUAAUGUUCUUAAGAAAGAUCAAGGCAGCCGUGGAAGAUCCCAGAAUUAUUUUAGCUGGCCUUUAAGCCUCGUAAACACUUUUACUCAGGAUCGCUUCGAACACGCCUCUCAUCACAUCCGGAACAUUUUGUACACGUUGUAUUAUAUUCUGUUCAAUGAGGCUUUUACUUAAAAACGAGCAUGCUCUUAAACACUUAUCGAUCGUUGUGAUAAAGGAAAGUAUGAAACGUCGCAGGAACGGGAUGACGCAAAGUAUUCCUAUUUGAAAAACUUAAUCGUAAUAACUAUGUUAAUAUGUACUAUUUCGAUUCAUUCAUGUCCCAAUAUUCAGCAAUACGAAUCGAUGUUUCUAUAAUAUAAGAUACGGCAGUCGCCCUGCCGUUUUAUAAGAUUUUUAAAACUUCAACCGAAAGCCAGGAGAAUUCAUAUCGGCAUGAACUUAUACUUUAGUAUAUAUAUACUUGUGGCUCGAAAGUUAAACUAGUCGGAGGACAGAAAUUUGAUGCUAAAUGUUUUGGUUUAAAGACGUUUGCACCUCGGAAUUGGUUGUUGUUGAUUCAAAAUUAUUUCAUGCACCCCUGGACGUUGAAAGUGUUCGGAUCAUUUUAUAAACACAUUUUUUGUUAGUCAAACUUUAUGGGUGCAUCUAUACAUCGUUGUUUUUAGCCACGUGUAUUUGUAAGAAUCGUUUUAUCGUUUGUAAUUGUAUUUAUUUUUAUUCUAAUGGCCUUGAACGAGACGUCAUAAAGAAGCGAUAUUCGAAAAGCUAGAAGGAGAUCCUUUAUUGCCAGAAUAAAUGUAUCGAAAUAUUGAAAUAAAAUUUCACGAAUCUA
Ceratina calcarata is the source of this 2375-nucleotide messenger RNA. RefSeq names its product dihydrolipoyllysine-residue succinyltransferase component of 2-oxoglutarate dehydrogenase complex, mitochondrial. Bases 144 to 1607 code for a protein of 487 amino acids. NCBI's taxonomy places the organism in Eukaryota, Metazoa, Arthropoda, Insecta, Hymenoptera, Apidae. Gene Ontology annotation, cellular component: oxoglutarate dehydrogenase complex; mitochondrion. Gene Ontology annotation, biological process: tricarboxylic acid cycle. The transcript is spliced from 9 exons. The record is from RefSeq and is a predicted model, not a curated record. Gene Ontology annotation, molecular function: dihydrolipoyllysine-residue succinyltransferase activity.